AUGCUAAAGGCAAGAUUCGACAUGAAAGAUAUGGGUCUGGCAGACGUCAUCCUUGGUGUGAAAAUCACAAGGACUGAAAAUGGACUUACUUUGAAUCAAACCCAUUAUGUGGAUAAAAUUCUUGAGAAGUUCAACUCUGGUGAUACUACUGUAGCUAGCACACCAAUUGAUACAAGUCAUCGUCUAAGUAAAAAUAGAGGUGAAGGGCUUACACAAGUCGAAUAUGCAAGAAUCAUUGGUAGUUUGAUGUACCUUAUGAGUUGUACCAGACCCGACUUAGCUUUUGCAAUAAGUAGACUAAGUAGAUAUACCAGUAAUCCAAGUGCUGAACACUGGAAGUGUAUUAAAAGAUUAUUACAAUACUUAAGGUACACUCACAAUUAUGGGUUGCACUAUACAAGAUAUCCCGAGGUCAUAGAAGGGUAUAGUGAUGUAAAUUGGAUAUCUAACAUUAAAGACUCCAAGUCAACCAGCGGGUUUUUGUUCACACUUGGAGGUGGAGCUAUAUCAUGGAAAUCUUCAAAACAAACAGUUAUAGCUAGAUCCACCAUGGAAUCUAAAUUUAUAGCACUUGAUAAAAGUGGAGAAGAAGCUGAAUGGCUACGACAAUUUUUGGAAGAUAUACCAGGUUGGCCUAAACCAGUUUCUGCAAUCUCAAUCCAUUGCGAUAGUCAAUCGGCAAUUGGACGAGCGCAAAGUGCUAUGUAUAAUGGUAAGUCUCGACACCUCCGUCGAAGACACAACACCAUUUGA
Messenger RNA from Lactuca virosa, 753 nucleotides. NCBI's taxonomy places the organism in Eukaryota, Viridiplantae, Streptophyta, Magnoliopsida, Asterales, Asteraceae. The record is from the annotation of a GenBank genome assembly.